Nerophis lumbriciformis (worm pipefish) is the source of this 1246-nucleotide messenger RNA. Its product is annotated as NF-kappa-B inhibitor alpha-like. Gene Ontology annotation, molecular function: NF-kappaB binding. Gene Ontology annotation, biological process: toll-like receptor 4 signaling pathway; cellular response to tumor necrosis factor. NCBI's taxonomy places the organism in Eukaryota, Metazoa, Chordata, Actinopteri, Syngnathiformes, Syngnathidae. Gene Ontology annotation, cellular component: cytosol. The record is from RefSeq and is a predicted model, not a curated record.
CACAAAACCCCAGCGCGCGCCCUCCCGUGUGUUUGUGUGCGCGCAUGACACCGGCCGACAUGGACUUUCGCGGAGUGUUCCGACACCACUUGGCGGAUUACAGCGACGACGCGGAGCCCGAGACGGGCAAGGCGCCGUCGGCGUGCCCGGACGAGCGCUUCGACAGCGGCUUGGGAUCGCUGAAGGAGGACGAGCUCGUCCACGACCUGGAGCUCCUGGCCGUGCACGACGGCGAGGCGCGCGUCCUCGACUACGAGCCGUGGAGGAGCGUCGUGACCGAGGAAGGUGACACGCUUCUGCACUUGGCUGCCAUCCAUGAGGCCGGUGAACAGGCCCAGCAGAUGAUCAAACUGUCCCACGAUCACCCCUUCCUCAACGUCCAGAACCACCAAAGACAGACGGCGCUGCAUUUGGCCGUGAUCACGGAGCAGCCCCAGCUGGUGGAAAGGCUCCUGAAGGCGGGAUGUGACCCGCGACUGGCCGACGAUGGCGGCAACACGGCGCUGCACAUUGCCUGCAAGCAAGGCUCCCUGGCCUGCUUCGGCGUCAUCACGCAACACUGCCAACGUCACCUGGGCUACUUGCUGUCUUUCCCAAACUACGCAGGACAUUACUGUCUUCACCUGGCGUCCAUUUACGGCUACAUCUCAUUGGUGGAGAGUCUCGUUCGGCUGGGAGCGGACAUCAACGCACAGGAACAAUGCAGUGGCAGGACGGCGUUACAUUUGGCGGUGGACUUCCAGAACCCUGCGCUGGUCCGUCGUCUCCUGGACCUCGGCGCCGACGUCAACUGCUUAAACUACGGCGGCUUCACGCCCUACCACCUCACGUACGGGCGCCAGGAUGAGGACAUACGCGGCCAGCUGCAUGAGAAGACGGCGCUGGACAUGAGGGCUUUGCCCGACUACGAAACGGACAACAGCGAAUCGGACGACAGCGACAUGGAGACGUACGACGACAUAAAGUUUGGGCAGUAAAAUCUACCGCUGCUGCUGUCGAGAGAGUGAGAGAGAUAUCAAAGACCCGCCUGGAAGGUCCAAGCAGUGCUGGCCCUGGCAGUCCCAAGAAGGAAGACGGUGUGUCCGGUCCGGUCCAGAAGACCCCCAGUUGUCUCGGAAGCCGUAUAAGGACUUGAAUGGCGUGUAUAAAAGUGUAAAUACAGAGAUAUUAUUUUUGUACGUGUACAUAUGCUCAAUCAAACACUACCAACUUGCUUCAUGAUUAAAAAGAAGCCUAUAAGAAUGAA